CGCUAGCUGUCGGAGGCCCUCAGUGUACCUUCCUGCGGUGUAGUCGUUCAGACAGGUCGGGAUGUUCUCAGGGGCUCCUCGGAAGAAGAGCAGCGCCAAGCAGCAGGCGGUGGCGGAUCUGCUGGUGUUCGGCUAUGCCUGCAAAGUGUUCCGAGACGACGAGAAGGCCUUGUACCACGAGCAGGGCAAGCACCUCAUCCCUUGGAUGGGAGACCCCCACAUUCUCAUCGAUAGGUAUGAUGGGCGAGGUCAUUUGCAUGACCUAUCUGAAUAUGAUGCAGAGCACAACUCAUGGAACAGAAACUACAAUUUAUCUGAAGAAGAGGCUCGUAUAGAAGCUUUGUGUGAUGAAGAGAGGUAUUUAGCCUUGCAUACGGACUUGCUUGAAGAGGAGGCACGGCAAGAGGAAGAAUAUAAGCGGCUAAGCGAAGCCCUAGCAGAAGAUGGAACAUAUAAUACAGUGGGUUUUAAGUACCAGAGUGACUAUUAUGAUCCUUCACAACCCACAGAAGAGGAGGAGCCACAGAAGGAUGAGAAAGAUUCAAGUGAUCUUGAAGAUAAUGAAGAACCUUUUAUUGCACCUGAAGGGCUGAAUGUGCCAUCUGAUGUAGAACUGCCAGCUACAGCAAAAAUGCACGCCAUCAUUGAACGCACAGCAAGUUUUGUCUGCAAGCAGGGUGCUCAGUUUGAGAUCAUGCUAAAGGCAAAGCAAGCCCGGAAUUCACAGUUUGACUUCUUACGAUUUGACCACUACCUCAACCCUUACUAUAGGCACAUACUGAGAGCCAUGAAGGAGGGACGCUACACUAUGCUGGCAGAAAAACAAAAUGAAAAGCAGAAAAAAUUUGUGGCCAGCACAGAAAAUGAUGAUGAUGAGGAGGAUGAUGAUGACGACGAUGAGGGCAGUGAUUACUUGCAUCCAAGUCUUUUUGCUUCAAAGCGCUGUAGCAGGCUUGAAGAGCUCACAAGGCCCUUAAAGGUGAUUGAUCCAGACCACCCACUAGCAGCUCUUGUCAGAAAAGCAAAGAAUGAAAAGAUGGCCUCUCAGCUAGCUGCUAAUGUUGCACCUGCUCCAGCUCCAGAUACUCAGACAGAAACCACUACAGAGACAUCAACUGUGACAUCUACAUAUUAUAAUUACUACAUGCUACCUGAUGGAACAUACUGUCUUGCACCUCCCCCACCAGCAGUGGAUGCCAGUGCUUCUUAUAGUUCAAUAACUGCUGGAGAAAAUACAGAGAGUACAAAAGAAUCUGCCAUUCCUGCUCCACAAACUACCAUCUUGCCAUCUCUAAACAGCGUUGACAGCAGCAACAGGUUAACUGCUGGUUUGGGUGCAACAAGCACACUUGCCCCAGUUGUGGCCAUUAUUCCUCCACCUCCUGAUAUACAGCCUGUGAUUGACAAGUUAGCUCAGUAUGUGGCACGGAAUGGAAUUAAAUUUGAGACAAGUGUCCGGGCAAAAAAUGAUUCAAGGUUUGAGUUCCUGCAACCAUGGCACCAGUAUAAUCCAUACUAUGAAUUUAAGAAGCACUUUUUCAUGCAAAAAGAAGGAAUUAUUCCUCAGCCUUAUACAACACCAGAUGAGAACAGCAUUUCUACAGAAUCCUUAAAUGACCCUGUCAUGCACAGUGUUACUGUAGAUGAUGGAAGUAAUACAGAAGGAGCAUCAGGAGCACUAAGUGCCAAUGUUGAUGCAUCUUCUAGCAGUAAGCCUGUCUGUGAUGGAAAGCUGAAAGUCUCAUUUGCUCCAAUAAGCUUUGCCAUAAAGAUGAAAGAAACAGAUUUUCUGCCUCUUGAGAAAAACAGAGUUAAAUUAGAUGAUGACAGUGAAGAGGAAGAUGGGGAUGGCAAAGACGGACAGCAAACCAAAACCAGCAGUUCUUCUAGUAAUAGCCAGACCCUAAACACUGCAACUAUUGUUGCUGAAGAAAAGAAACCACAGUUAACUCCAGAGGAACUGGAGGCAAAACAAGCAAAGCAGAAACUGGAGGACCGACUGGCAGCAGCAGCCAGAGAGAAAUUAGCACAGGCGGCAAAAGAAUCUAAAGAGAAACAACUGCAGGCUGAACGUAAAAGGAAGGCAGCACUUUUUCUGCAAACACUGAAGAAUCCAUUAGAGAUGGAAUCGGGAAGGCAAGAGGAGAACAAUUACGGCCAAGAGGUUGGGAACAUGGACUAUGACCUUCUACCAGAAGAUAUCAUUGUGCCUACUACAGAGUAUCCUAUGACAGCAAGGUCCCCAAUUCAAGAAUACUCUCGGGUUGAAAGAGAGAAAAAGAAGAAGAAAAGGAAAAAGAGAUCCCGUUCCAGAUCACAUUCUCCAAAGAUUCAUUAUAAUUCCAAAUCUCGUUCCCAUUCAAAAGUUAAGCAUUCUCUUCCCACCGCCUAUAGAACAGUUCGGCGCUCCAGAUCUCACUCAAGGUCACCAAGAAAGGUUUCUCAGUCAUCAGAAAGGAGAAGAGAAGAUGACCGGGCAGUUACAUGUUCAUAUCGUGCCGGAUACACUCCUGGAAACAGCAAGAAGCGCUCACGAUCACGAAGUCCACAUGACAAUCGGAAGAAAAGGCAUUCGAGGUCAGAAUCCAAAACGAAAGUGAGGUCGUUUUCCCGCUCACCCAGCAGACAAGGAGCACACAGUUCAACACACUCAACCAGUAUCUCUCCCGUGGAGAGCAGAGGGUCCAGCCAAGAGCGAUACAGGGGAAACUCCCAGGACAAAGAUGGCCAUAUUGCGUCAGAAAUUGUCUCUUCCGUUCAGACCAAAAUAACUCAGGAUCUCAUGGCUAAAGUCAGAGCAAUGCUUGCAGCCUCCAAAAAAAUGCAUUCUAGUGCUUCCUGAUAUGUUCGGAACAGUC
Nanorana parkeri is the source of this 2858-nucleotide messenger RNA. It is a transcript of the gene SFSWAP, whose product is annotated as splicing factor SWAP homolog. Bases 62 to 2842 code for a protein of 926 amino acids. The record is from RefSeq and is a predicted model, not a curated record. Gene Ontology annotation, molecular function: RNA binding. Lineage: Eukaryota; Metazoa; Chordata; Amphibia; Anura; Dicroglossidae. The transcript has 19 exons. Gene Ontology annotation, biological process: mRNA 5'-splice site recognition; RNA processing.